Messenger RNA from Caenorhabditis remanei, 771 nucleotides. RefSeq lists its product as uncharacterized. Gene Ontology annotation, molecular function: peptidase inhibitor activity. NCBI's taxonomy places the organism in Eukaryota, Metazoa, Nematoda, Chromadorea, Rhabditida, Rhabditidae. Gene Ontology annotation, cellular component: extracellular region. The transcript has 7 exons. The record is from RefSeq and is a predicted model, not a curated record. The coding region runs from base 1 to 771 and encodes 256 amino acids.
AUGAUACAGUUGCUGCUGGUUGGUAUCACAGUUGUCGGAUCGCAGCACAUGACGCUUUGUGAUUAUUAUGAAAAACUUGGAGUAGCGAAAUCAGAAUGUGGGCAUAUCAUCAAACCACAAAGAGAUUUCGGAUUCGUCAAUCCGUCAACGUAUCAGGCAUCGAAUAAUUUUAGGUUUAGCAGCUAUAAUCCAAGUGGAAAUAAUGUAAAUCCACAGUUUAACGUUUUCAACUCAUUUCAAAAUAAUCUCGUUGGAACUCUACCUCUCUGCCGAAACUAUUUUCAUUCAUGUAUGACUUCCACUGCAUGUGAAUCUGGAACAAUUUGUACGAAUGGAAUUGAACAAGGAUCCUGUUGUACCAAUCCCCAUCAAGCCAGCUGUCCUUCUGUCACCUCAAUGAACAUCAACUGCAGAAAAGUUCGAGGUGUCAACUGGUGUAACAGUGAUAUGGAUUGUCGUGGUGCAUCAACAACUGCUUCGAUGUGUUGUCCAACUGGCUGUAAUUACAAUAUGUGUGUGCAUGUUGGAGCACAGGUUUUCCAUCCGAGAAGGAGUAUUGUUUUCAACUCCCUCUCCCCAACUGCUGCAUCUGGUGAUCAAUGCCCAGAUCCAUUCCAACUCGGUGUCAAAUGUGUAGCUACACGUGGAUCCAACUGGUGUCACACAGAUAAUGACUGUAGAAGUGGAUUAUAUAUCAGAAAAUGCUGCGCCACAAACUGUGGAUACAAUACGUGUGUAAUGAAGUUCAAUGACAAGUGGAUCAUCGCUUAA